AUGUCAAAGCAAAAAUAUGCCUUGGUUACAGGCUCCUCCUCUGGUAUUGGUUACAAUGUGUGUAUUGCCUUGAGUAAAAGGGGAUACAAAGUAUUUGGAGCAUCUUUAGAACACACGCUACCAUUAAUGGACCCCUUACAGAAAGAAUGGGGUGUUGUUCCCGUGGCAUGCGAUAUCACCAACAAUGAAGAUAUUCGGAAAACUGUUGAAUAUAUCAAAAAGGAAACCAAUGGAAAGUUGCAUUUAUUAUACAACAAUGCCGGCAUUGCUGUAGGAGCUCCUGCAAUCGAGCAGCCAGCGGACGACUUAGAAAAAGUUUUUAGAGUCAAUGUCUUUGGACAUAUGUAUAUGACCCAGUACAUGAGUGAUCUUGUCAUUGCGGCGAAAGGAACGAUCGUAUUCACCAGCUCAAUUGCUGCAAGAGUUCCAUUACCGUGGAUUAGUGCAUAUUGUUCAACAAAGGCUGCAAUUGACCAGUAUGCUUUGGUAUUACAUGGCGAGAUGGAACCCUUUGGCGUCAGAGUACAUAGCGUCAUAACAGGUGGUGUCAACACUGCUAUUGGUGAUAAUUCAUGUAACAUAGAUAUUGGUCCAUCUAGGUAUAACGUUGAUGGUAUAAUCGAGAGUACGAAAGCAUCGUCGGGUAUGACCAGAGACCCAAGAACACAUGUUUCGCCAGAAUCGUACGCCGAAAAUGUUGUUCGGUGCAUUACAAGAAAAAGAGAUCCUGGAUUUAAUAUUUAUCAAGGAGGUUUCUCAUACAUUAUGCACUUUGUAGGUCGAUGGUUUCCACUUUUCUUGACUGAAUGGAUAUUACAAUUCCAAUUUAAGCAGUUGAAGGUAUGGAGGAAUAUUAGGAAACAAGUUAAAGCCAAAGAUGAAGCUGAGUUGAGAGCUAAAAAGUUAGAUUAG
Molecule: messenger RNA, 912 nt
Organism: Priceomyces carsonii
Lineage: Eukaryota; Fungi; Ascomycota; Pichiomycetes; Serinales; Debaryomycetaceae
Exons: 1
Coding region: 1-912 (303 amino acids)
Biological process (GO): triglyceride catabolic process; phosphatidic acid biosynthetic process
Cellular component (GO): endoplasmic reticulum; lipid droplet
Molecular function (GO): triacylglycerol lipase activity; acylglycerone-phosphate reductase (NADP+) activity
Source: RefSeq, a predicted model, not a curated record